Molecule: messenger RNA, 5114 nt
Organism: Melospiza georgiana
Lineage: Eukaryota; Metazoa; Chordata; Aves; Passeriformes; Passerellidae
Gene: RBL1
Product: RB transcriptional corepressor like 1
Exons: 22
Coding region: 1-3162 (1053 amino acids)
Biological process (GO): negative regulation of G1/S transition of mitotic cell cycle; regulation of transcription by RNA polymerase II; cell differentiation
Cellular component (GO): chromatin; transcription regulator complex; nucleus
Molecular function (GO): RNA polymerase II transcription regulatory region sequence-specific DNA binding
Source: RefSeq, a predicted model, not a curated record
AUGGCCCGUCCGGGGGCCGCCGAUCCCGGUGCCGCCGUGGAGCGGCUCUGCCGGGAGCUCAACCUGGACGUGGCGAGCGCGGCCGAGGCGCUGCGCGACUUCACGGCGCUGCGGGGCACCUACAGCCUGGAGGGCGAAGCGCUGCACUGGCUGGCCUGCGCGCUGUACGUCGCCUGCCGCCGGAGCCGCGUGCCCACCGUGGGGAGCAGCCCGAUGGAGGGGAACGGCGUCUCCCUGACCCGCAUCCUGCGCUCCGCACGCCUCAGUUUAAUUCAGUUUUUUAGCAAAAUGAAGAAGUGGAUGGACAUGUCAAACCUGCCCCAGGAAUUCCGAGAGCGAGUUGAGAGGCUGGAGAGAAAUUUUGAAGUGUCAACUGUGAUUUUCAAAAAGUUUGAACCAAUAUUUUUUGAUAUAUUUCAAAACCCUUUUGAAGAAAGUUCCAAACCGCAUCGAAGCAGGAAGCAGAGGCGGGUGCCAUGCAGUGUCAAAGAUCUCUUCAACUUCUGCUGGACUCUCUUUGUGUACACUAAGGGUAAUUUCCGUAUGAUUGGAGAUGAUUUAGUAAAUUCCUAUCAUUUACUUCUGUGCUGCUUGGACCUGAUUUUUGCCAAUGCCCUUCUGUGUCCAAACAGAAGAGAUUUGCUAAAUCCAUCAUUUAAAGGCUUACCAGUGGAAUCCCACACUCUGGAGAUGAGAGGCUCUGAGGAUCCUCCCUGCAUCAUUGGCACGCUCUGCGAGCUGCACGACGGGCUCCUGGUGGAGGCCAAGGGCAUCAAGGAGCACUACUUCAAACCUUACAUUGCCAAGCUGUUUGAUAGGAAGAUCUUAAAAGGAGAUUGUUUGUUGGAUCUUUGCAACUUUACAGAAAAUAGCAAAGCACUGAAUAAAGAGUAUGAAGAAUAUGUUCUGACCGUGGGUGACUUUGAUGAGAGAGUUUUCCUGGGAGCUGAUGCUGAAGAAGAAAUUGGCACUCGAAAAUUCCCUGCAGAUGUGCCAGGAGAGAAAACGGCAGCACGAGCUCACAUGGAGUGUCAUCUGCAGCAGCAUUUUGAAAAGAAAAGGUCAUUUGCACCUUCAACCCCACUGACUGGCAGGAGAUACCUGCGAGAAAAGGAAACUGCCUUCACUCCUGUGGCCUCAGCCACACAGAGCGUGAGCCGUCUGCAGAGCAUGGUGGCUGGCUUGAAAAAUGCACCAAGUGAACAACUUAUAGCUAUUUUUGAGUCUUGUGCCCGCAGCCCCUUGGAAAGCAUCAUGAGCAGAGUGAAGGAAAUUGGUGAGACCUUCUGCUGCUGCUACACUCAGUCAACAGAUGAGCAACCAGGAUCUCACAUAGAUUUUGCUGUAAACAGAUUAAAACUGGCAGAGAUCUUGUAUUAUAAAAUCUUGGAGACUAUAAUGGUGCAAGAAACACGGAGACUGCAUGGGAAGGAUCUGACUGCUCUCCUGGAGCAGGAUGUCUUUCACCGCUCCCUCCUGGCGUGCUGCCUGGAGAUCGUGCUCUUCGCCUACAGCUCCCCUCGCACCUUCCCCUGGAUCAUUGAGGUGCUGGACAUCAGGCCAUUCUACUUCUAUAAGGUUAUUGAAGUGCUGAUUCGGUCUGAGGAAGGACUGUCCAGAGACAUGGUGAAGCACCUCAAUAGCAUUGAGGAACAGAUUCUGGAGAGUCUGGCCUGGACUCGCAACUCAGCACUCUGGAAUGCACUCGAGGCCUCAGAAAACAAAGUCCCAACCUGUGAAGAAGUGAUAUUUCCCAGUAAUUUUGAGGCCAGCAAUGGAGGAAGUGGGUUUGGGCACUUGCCCAUGAUGCCAUUAUCUCCCAUAAUUCAUCCUCGAGUGAAAGAGGUUCGGACAGAUCUUGGUGGGAGUUUAAGACGAGACGUGCAGCCAUUGUCUCCAAUCUCUGUUCAUGAGCGCUACAGUUCUCCUACAGCUGGGAGUGCUAAGAGAAGGCUCUUUGGAGAUGACAGCCCCAAAGAAACGCAGAUGGAAAAAAUCUUAACGAAGGGAACGAAGCUGACAAUUGCUCCAGCAUCAAGCGUCGGUGCUGAAAACAUGUCAGCAUCUCCUGCCCAGACAGUGCUGACCAUGACAACCACUACAGGACCAGGAAAAGCAGGACAGAAGGUCACUAUCCCACUGCAUGGUAUUUCAAAUGACAUGGGUGGAAUCACCUUGAUCCCCAUUUCGAUUAAUUUAGGCCAGCCAUGUAAAGUGGAUGCUCAGGCUCCCUGCCACCUUCCUGGGACCCAAGGAGCAGAUGUGGCGCUGCCCGUGGCCGGCAAGCCGAAGAGAACGGGCUCCUUGGCACUGUUCUACAGGAAGGUGUAUCACCUGGCAAGCGUGCGCCUGCGUGACCUGUGCCUGAAGCUGGAUGUGUCCAACGACCUGCGCAGGAAGAUAUGGACGUGUUUUGAGUUCACCUUGGUUCAUUGUGCUGAUCUUAUGAAGGACAGGCAUUUGGACCAGCUCCUCCUCUGUGCUUUUUAUAUCAUGGCAAAGGUAACCAAAGAGGAAAGAACUUUUCAAGACAUAAUGAAAAGUUACAGAAAUCAGCCCCAGGCAAACAGCCAUGUUUAUAGGAGUGUCUUGUUGAGAAAUACUUCUGGUGAUGUUCCAUUGGACAAAAAUGCAAACCCAGAUAUGGAGAUGACAGAAGACUCAUCUGUGAAAGCUGGCAGCUCCUUGGGACGGUCCACAGCAGAGAAUUUGAGUGAGUCAGAAACAGAGGAGAGAGGAGAUCUUAUUAAAUUUUACAACGCAGUCUACGUAGGAAGAGUAAAGUCAUUUGCACUGAAGUACGAUAUCACAAACCAGGAUCAUGUGGUGGAGGCGCCGCCGCUGUCGCCGUUCCCCAGCGUGCGGCCGCAGGCGGUGUCCCCGCGGCGAAUCUCGCAGCAGCACUCGGUGUUCGUGUCCCCGCACAAGAACGGCGCCUGCCUCACGCCCCGCUCUGCCCUGCUCUACAGGUUCAAUGGCAGCCCCUCCAAGAGUUUGAAGGACAUCAACAAUAUGAUAAAGCAAGGUGAACAUAGGAGUAAGAAGCGAGCAAUAACAAUUGACAGUGACACUGAAUCCCCCUCGAAGCGACUCUGCCAGGAAAAUGAUGAUGUUCUACUGAAACGUCUGCAGGAUGUUGUCAGUGAGAGAGCAAAUCACUAAAAAGCUUCUGCUGUCUGUGGAUCUCCAAGUUACAGAGCUGGAUACAGCAUUGUGCUAUUUAUUUCUUGCUUUUGUAUAUAGACAACUGUCAAGUUCCUUCAACACUGAACUUUCACCUGACUUCCACAGGACACAAAAAGUAAGAGUUAUGUAGGAAAUGCCAGUGAUCUUAAUGCCCAAAGAUCACACUGUGCUAUAACUUACUCUGAGCUGUUUUAGCAAAAGAGUGUUCUGUGAAACCCAUAUUGGAUGUUCUCAAGCCCCAUUUGGAGCAUCAUGAAUUCUGAGUGUAACUCAGCUUGGAAUACCAGUUUUAUUAUUAGAAUAAGAGUGAUAAAGAAAUUAGUGAAAUCAGUGAAGUUUCCUCAAGCUUUUGGCAUUUAGAGAAGAAACUUACAAAGUGCCUUAUUUGAAAAGAAUACAGAAUUUUAUGUAUUUUACUGUGGAGUAACUGGAGGGAAAAGAAAUUAAUUAUUUAGCCUCAGGAAGAGCUGAGUAGUUUUGAACUGUCAGAACUUAUGUUAAAGUGUAGGUUGUGACAUGUAUCUGACAGCUUUUGCAGUAACAAAGGCAAUAAUCUAAAAAUACAAAUAGUGGUGACUUAGGUUGGACUCUGGUAAAGCUCACAGUUCUGUGAGCCUGAAUUCCCUUUCUCUUGAGCCAGUGGUGCUCCACUUGGAAGCCACAGAGCAGCCUGCCCUAGAUGUUCAUACAGAUGGCAGCUCACCCAUGAGAAAAUACAGUUACAGCUGAAAUCAGCAGCUGGGGCUUGGUCACGUUAAAGCUGUUCAAAUGUACACAUUCUUAUAACAAUUUGAAUGUCUUGUUUUUUCCUGAAGACCUUUAGCCUCUUGUGUAGUAUCUACACUGAAUGUAAGCCCAUCACAUAAGGAGGUGUGUAUGUGUGAGGUUUUAUAGCUGUUGAAGGCUUGGGUUCACUGGAAAAGUAGAAAUUCCAGCAUCCAAUUCUUGUGACUGAGUUUUUAAUGCUGAAGAUCUGGUAGGGUCUGUUUUACCAAAAUGGAGAAAAGUCAGGGUUUACUCAUUACUGUAAAUCAGUAGUUUGAUCUUAUUUUAUAAUUGUAUUUAAGGUUAGAGCCAUAGAGAAACUUCUCAGCACUGUAAUUUUCAGUUUCUGUGUAACUGAACUGAAAAAAAAAAGAACAACUACACAGGACUUAUUUGAGGGGCUCUGUUUCCUUCAUUGGCUGGGUGGGUUAGUAUGUGAGAUCCACAGGUCAUGAAGAGAACACUGCCAUGAUUUUGAGCAGCCUCAGCAAUGAUGAAGGAGAAAUUAAUUUCUAAGUGUAGGUGUGCAGGAACACUACUCAGCAAGGAGUAGGAAGUUUACAAACUUGGUUUUGAGUCAUUAACUACUUGAACAUUUGAUAUUUUUUUAAACUUGUUUACUUUCAAAAAAAGGUGCUUGCCCAUGGAGAGCUGCAGUAUGAGGAAAUGGCUGUGCAGUGGAAUAGGUUUCAUGUAGAUAUUUAAUUUUAUUCAAGUUUUAAUGUUUGCCUUCAUAUUUUCAGAUAAAAAGUGGAGGAUUGCAGCCUUUCUGCAAUAGGAUAGGAAAUUUAUGGUUAGGCAUGACAGCAUCAGUCUUUCCAUGGUAUUGUAUUAUGAGAGUUUACAACCAUUGACAUGGUUUUAAUUCAAUAUCAUGUGCACAUCUCCUGGUGUCUCUGCUCCCCACACUGUCACUGCCUUCUCUGACAGUAGACAACUGAUGGAGCCAAAAUCCUUAAUAACUGUUAUGUAUAGUGCUUCUUCAGUAGGAAAAUGAAUGUACUACAACUGGAUGCAGUUCAGAAUUCUUCACCUUUUUAGGUGAUGUAAAAACUAUUUUGGGCUUGUUGAAUGGCUAAAACAAUAGCUUACAUGAAAUUUUUGUAACGGUUUCAAAGUGCCUUCACAUGUAAAUCUGUAUUUUAUAAUAAACAACUAAAAAG